Molecule: messenger RNA, 2166 nt
Organism: Schistosoma guineensis
Lineage: Eukaryota; Metazoa; Platyhelminthes; Trematoda; Strigeidida; Schistosomatidae
Source: the annotation of a GenBank genome assembly
ACUUGUUGUUCUUAUAUUCAUUAAUUUAAACUUUUCAUAUUCAUAUAAUGUAAAUACAUUUUGUUUUAAUAUCAUGACUAAAAAAUCAAAAAAAUUAACUUCUAAAGAUGAAUCUCAAUUGAGAAAAGAUUUAAAAAAAGAAUUUCUUCAUUUUUGUCAAACUACUACUAUACGUGGAGUAACAAGAGUUGUGACCGCUAGAAAUAAAACAUUACAAAUUUUAUGGAUUGCAUCAGUGAUUUUAUUUUUUGGUGGUUUAUUUGUUUGUAUGUUUAUAUUAACACGACAAUAUUUGGAGUAUAAUGUAAUUCAUCCACCACAAGUAUUACGUGAUACACCAUCACCAUUUCCAUCAUUAACAUUAUGUAAUCUAAGACCAUUAUCUUCUGAAGCUAAUUCUAUAUUGAAUAAAUAUAAUUUAAAAUCACCUAGACAAUUUGCUAUAGAUGUGAAUAAUUUUGCAGCUAAAGCUUAUUAUUUCAGUAAUGAUAUACAUUCAUAUCAACAAGUUACUAGUGCUGUAUCAAUGGGUGGAUAUUUAGAAAGUUUACCUCAAAUUGUUGUACCAAAACUUGGACAUAAUUUAAGUCAUACAGUAAUUCAUUGUAUGGUGAUUCAUGCCGAAGGUAGUAAACGUGUUAUGAAUGAAUGUAUACAAGUUGGAAGAUGGCGUCGUUUUGUUCAUGCACAAUAUUUAAAUUGUUAUACAUAUGAUAUACAUGAAAUCUAUCGUAAUCAUGUACGUACCAUUGAAUUAUUUGUUUAUUUAGAUGAAUCAAUGAAUAUUACUUCAUGUUCUGAUUGUUUUAGUUCAGAAAUUAAAUCACAAUUAAGUGGAGCUGUAGUUACUGUACAUAAUGCAGAAACGUAUCCAGAUAUAAAUCAAGAAGGAAUAAAUAUUCAACCGGGUAGUUUAACGGAGAUAAAAGUUAAAACUAUCAAACAUACACAAAAAACACCGCCGUAUGGACGUUGUUCACCUGAUACUCCAACGAAAAUUCAUCUUUACGGUUCAGAAGUAUAUGCAUACUCAGAACAUGCAUGUCGAAUGAGUACUAUACAAGCUAAAAUCAAUUCACUGUGUGGAUGUAAUGCUAUAGAAUUCCCAUACAUAAAUGAAAGUCUACCAUUUUGUCUUGAAAUGAGUUCAUUUGUUAAAAUAGGAAAUUGUGAUAUUCAACAUCCAAUCGUACGAAAUUACACUAUUAAUAAUUCUCCUACUACUUCUAAUCAAAAUCAUACUCUAUUGAAAGCUGACAAAUUAUUUUCGGUUAAUCAAAAUCAAGAAGCAAAAACACAUGAAAUCCCAUUUAAUUUUGAAUGUUUAUCUGAAUUAGAAGCUGUGAAAAAUCGUGUACUAUGUAAAUCAGAGGUCACUAAACACUAUCAGGGUGAUGUGGUACUAUCUUGCACACUUCCAUGUGCUUUCUUCGCUUAUGAAACAGACAGAUCAACAUCGACUUGGCCAACGAAAUCAUGGCAGUUAAGUUGGCUAUCAACAAGAGCUGGAAAAAAGGUGGCCAACAGACCCGAUUUAGUCGGAUAUCGGUUGGCGAAAGAAAGGUUAGAUGUAUCUGAGGGUGAGAAAGAAGCACAAGAAUUCCUUGCAAAAAGCAACGUUUUAGAAAGGAAUUUACUAGCAAUCAUGCUUAUCCGACCAAAUUUUAACGUCCAUAAGGUAGAUGAAAAAGAAGUCCUCUCUCUCACAAGUCUCUUAUCUCAGUCUGGUGGUUUAUUCUCUAUUUGGAUUGGACUUAACAUGAUGUCAGUUAUAGAAGUGGUAGAACUGAUUUUUCAUCUUAUUACAAAAUGUAGACAAUUUUCAAAGCGAAAACGACUUCGCCGAACUCAAAAAAAGCAGACUACAUGCGACACACUGAAACCACUAACCAAUGCAAAUAGUGAGACAGAAAUGGUACAGGAUCAGAUAACAAACCGAGGAAUCGGAAAACAAACUGAGAAGUAUAGAAAAGAUGACAUGACCAUAAACAAUGGUCCAAUACAAAUACACACCAGAAAACGAUCUCCAAGCGCCCCCAAUCAGAUGGUAUCUGGAAAUAUAUCAUUAUAUUUACCACAAAUUUGACACUCACAACUGUUCACGAUCAAUCUAAACCUGUGUUGAUUUUUUAAAAUUCUAAUAUAACAUUUCAUCCAGUUUGAAAA